GGAAAUGUCAUCCUCAUACUUUGGCGCCAGUGGCCCUGAUCCUAUAUCCCGGCAAAGUCCUGCAGCAGUCAGGUUUCAGAGAAAAGUUUCCACAGGGUCUGCACCGACAGUUCCACCGCCGGCAGUACCUCCACCGGAGAGCAGUGCAGACGAAGAGGAGCCACGUGCUAGCUCGAAUAAUAACUAUUCGUCGACGUCUACAGUUGCAGCACCGACUAGAGAACCGACGAGGGUUUCUACUUUGAAACGAGAAGAAAAAGAGAAGAAACAAAAAGAGCGUAUGGAAAGAGAGCGAAGGGAAUUGGAAGAGAAACGAGUACAAGAGGACGAAAUGAAAAAGGAAGAGCACAAUCAUACAGUACACCCAUCACUCGGAGAACGAACGAGUUAUGUUGAAGAACCACCAUCAACUACAACUACAUUAGAUAGAAGGGAUCGUAAAGCAGAAAAAGCAUUGGUCCGCCGAAUCACAAAUGAAAUGCAAAUGGCCACGUACGUCCAACAAAUAGAUUUAUCCACUGUAAAACAGCCUGUCGGAGCCUAUACCCAAGGUGUAUUCCGAAUCAGGAUGCUCCGAUUCGCCGAGGCCAUUCUCCGCCGAACGUUCUGGGCGCUUGGAAAAUUCAUCGCAAACCAUAAAAUUGUGUCAAUUCUGGUAGCACUUUUGUGUUUUGCCACAGCAUUCAUUCUACCAACUCUCCACAAAGAGCAUCUGUACAUUGAUCUACCGUUCUCGCACAUUCUGGGCUCCGACAGUGACGUCAUAUCCAACGGAAUUGGCAUUUCGCCAAAAAUGCAAGAGUUCAAUUCAUCGAAUCCGGCAUUUUCUUGCAUGAAAUGGAGGGAUAGCAAUCGGUUUGCAGUGCUUCUCAGGACGAUGGCCUCCCGAGAUACGAUUCUCCGAAAAGACGCGGUGCUCGCCUACACGGCUCUCAAGAAAAAGCUCGAUCAUUUCCCAGUUGAAAAGCGCGAAUUUAUGACUCAAUGCUCUUUAGAGUGUGAAACGGACAAGGACAUGGUCGACAGAAUAAUCAAAAAGAGCCCGCAAGUUGCUCUGACAUAUCCCGAGACUUUUGUGAGCAUGAGCAAGGAUUCGACAAAUCUCACGAGGGUUUAUCUUGGAGCAGCAAUCGGAGGUGUUGAGACAGAUACGGAUGGAGCAAUUUCAAAGGCAACGUCUCUUUUGAUGAACUUUGAGUUGAAGGAUGAUUUGACUGGGAAAGAGCAUAAUUCUUGGCAUCGACAUUUCGAGGAUCAGACUCGACUUACAGCUGCAUCCAAUAUCUCAUUAAUGUCCUGGUCUCCAGAGACAUUUAAGGAUACUGUAGUUGCUUCCCUUAAGGAUCAGUAUUGGUGUCUCCAAUUCUGCGUCAUCAUCCUUUUCGUAUUCUGCUUCCUCGGCUCUUUCGGCAUCAAUGCUUAUCAGUCGAAGCCCUGCCUUGGAAUAAUGAUAUUCAUCACACUCGUCGUUGGUUCAAUCACAGGCCUUUCUAUGCAAUUCUACAGAGAUCUUCCUGUUGAUCCAUUGGUGUAUCCCAUUUGUUUUGUGACUAUUGGAAUUGGUCUCCUCUGGCUCUUCCAAUUGCAGUUCAGCUGGUCCCGUUAUUCAUCGGCCGCUGUUCACCCGACGGAAAAAAUUGCGUUCAUUCUGGCUCACGAUGCUCCUGGAAUAGCCGCAAGCGCCGUGGUUAUUGUAUUGACAUUCCUUGCCAUGGGAGCUGCAAUUCAAAAUGGUCAUAUGGUAUCCUCAUUUUUGGGAAUUGCCUCCUCCGUUGCUAUUCUUCUGGUAUUCACCGUAUUCUUCAUCUCCGUAUUCGUGUUCAUCGGUGGCAGUCGCGAGGCUCGUGGAGUCAAAUGGUACCAGAUCUUCAAAACCGGUGACACGCAUUUCACGGCGCCCCAACUCGCCUCCUUCGACUCAGCGUCUCUCUUCUCUCUACACGACCGUCUCCUGGACGCCCGUCCGUGUGCAUCAAGAGCCGUCGGAGCAUUUGUGAUAAGUCCAAAGAUCCGGUAUCCGAUUAUUAUGCUGUGCACCGCCUAUGUUUUCUUUGCGAUCUAUGGAUUCUAUAAUACAGGAAUCGAUAUCAAAGAAGAGUACUUCCUGCCUGCGGGUUCAUCUGAGAAAUCAUUCAUCGAGCAGUACCGAGACCAGUUUGGAAAAACCACCCAAUUCGUUGAACUAACUAUUGAAAGCAGUAUUGAAUACCAUGACCAUGAAGUUCAGAAUAACAUAUUUGAUAUUAUGGAUUUUGCAAUUGCUGAAGGAUACGCGACACGAGCUGUCAACUGGUUGGCGGAAUUCGCAAAAUUCGAAAAAGCGAGCAUCUACGAUGUGAAUCCGGACACAUUCGUGCCAGUCGUCAAUCUUGUCUUCCUGCCAUCGGAGACCUAUCGAAAAUAUACUUCAGAUAUUGUGAUGGAUCGAUUCCAGACUCAGAUUAUCAAGUCCAGAAUGUAUUUGGAACUUACCGCCAAAGGAUUCGCAGAGAGAACCUCAUUCGUGGACACAAUUUUGAAGAAAGCAGCGGCAAAGGGAAUCCCACUUUCCGUGGAUAUUCCAUCAUCAAUGUCUCUUCGUCACGAUAUUAGUGUAUUUACGUCUGGAAUGUUGGCAUUUGGAGUAGCAAUUGUUAUGCUUUUCUUUGUUUCGUUGCUGCUUCUGGGUCAACCAGCACUUACUGUAAUGCUUCUGAUUACUUCAAUUGCUGUGCUGGGAGAAACCGUCGGCUAUGCCUAUUUCUGGUCCGUCCCAAUGAACAUUGUUACGCUUACAAUGGCUCUCGCCGGAAAUGCACUCACUUGCGUGAUCGUCAUAGCCUUCUGCUACAGCUACUCAAUGUCCGGAAAAUCGCAAAUUCGCGCGGGAGUUCGAAUUCAGUACACUUUCCAAGCAACCCUCGUCCCGGUACUCUUUGCGUGCAUUGUUCCCGUGCUAACAUUCCUCCCAUUGCUCUACGUCGAUGUUCCGGUGGUUAAUCAUUUGUUCAAGAUUGUCGUACUCAAUGCGACUGCGUCUCUUAUCCAUUACCUCUUCUUCUUGCCAAACAUGAUGUUGGCUUUCUCUGAGCGAUUCGGCUUCUCGUGCACCUCAUUUCAGUGCGCAGAGCUCUGUUGUGAUAUGGAUGAUGAAUCAUCGAUUUAUUAUAUUCCAACAGGUGGCCGAGCUAUUCAUCCGGAAGGCCUCUACCAUCAUCCAUCGUACACUUAUACAGUACCCAAACCUCUUAUGAAUGCCCCACCACCUCACUAUUUGGCUAUUGCUGCUCCGCCAGUAAACUCGAUUUACGGGCAGACAGAAUACACGUCGAGAGGUGAAAUGAAGAGAGUUUCGAGAAGAAAUCGAAGGCAUAGUGAAUCUUCAAUUGGAGAAACUGAAAAUGAUGGAACACCGGGAAGAGAUCGAGAAUCGAGGAGACGCAGACAACGACGAGCCGUCAGCAGAGAUAGCGAGAUUUAUGAGGAUCUACCGAGUCCGCGAGCAGUAAACUCUUCUCGAUCUACAUCACCCCGCCGUCAGCAGCCUGGAAGUAUGCGCCGCCCGAAUAAUCACCACUCGGGAUCCCAAAAUCCACGUCCACAGGCGUUCCAUUACGAUGAGGGAGCUCAAUGGCGUCCAUAUGUACAACCAUCUCCAUAUAUGUUCUAUCCAGGACCUGUUUAUGGACAACAACAGCGGCGAUAAUAUUUUUCGAAAAUUUUUGUGAAACAAAUUUUUUUUGCGAAAGUUUUGAAAUUUCCAAUUUUUUUGUUGCAAAACUCUAAAAACUCUAAAAAUCUCUCAGGGACCAUUUAUUUAUUGAUUUUUUUCUAAUCAUUAUCAUCAUAUUAACCUGAAUUUUCCUUACAUUCACCGUGACACCCUAACCCUCUCCUUCUGCCAAGUUCUUUCAUAUUUUGCCAAAUACAAUUGGUGCUAUGUAUUUUUUUAAAAAUUUAUUUAUAUAUA
Messenger RNA from Caenorhabditis elegans, 3949 nucleotides. It is a transcript of the gene ptr-25, whose product is annotated as SSD domain-containing protein. The record is from RefSeq and is marked reviewed. Bases 5 to 3685 code for a protein of 1226 amino acids. NCBI's taxonomy places the organism in Eukaryota, Metazoa, Nematoda, Chromadorea, Rhabditida, Rhabditidae. The transcript is spliced from 19 exons.